AUGACACAGUUUAGUACAAUAGAAGAAGAGGCACUAAUUUAUGGUUGGGUCAUAGCAAGCAACGAUUCGAUUCAUGAAAAAGAUCAAAAAGGUGCAAUAUUUUGGAGAAAGAUAAUGGAAGAAUACAAUAAAAGAAAAGGUCCCAAUGGUGUCGAAAGAGAUAGAAAGGCAUUACGAACAAAGUGUUACACAUUGAGAGCCGAAGUGAAAAAAUAUAUUUCAUAUAUUAGACCCUACUUCCGAAGUAGACCUACGGGGAUGACCGAGGAGGAUUAUUAUCGUCGUGGAAGAGAGAAUUAUGUAGCAGCGACUAAAAAACAAUGGACGCACGAAUCGAUUUUUCAGAUCCUGAAGACUUAUCAACCAAAUUACAAUCCAGUGGUGAAUAAUGAUGAUGGAGUCGGUACUUCUACUCAACCUAGUCAACAUACUCAAGCUACUGAAGAAAAUGAAGUUGAUAAUUUGGAUGAAGAAUUUCAAAAUAUGGCAAGGUUUGGUAGCUCUUCCUCUACUCAUAAUUCUGAAACCUCGGACAUAUCAAAGAGAAGGCAUUAUUUUGAACAAACAGAUGACGUUAGAAGUGAAGGGAGAGAUCAAGAAAAGAAAAGGGCUCAUGAAGAGUAUCUGAAGAAGGACAUGGAAAACUCUUCAAUUUUGGCACAAACGCAGCAAAGAGAAUCGGACAUGAAGAUCCUACGUCAACCCUUGGAUGAAUUACAAUAA
Molecule: messenger RNA, 723 nt
Organism: Papaver somniferum (opium poppy)
Lineage: Eukaryota; Viridiplantae; Streptophyta; Magnoliopsida; Ranunculales; Papaveraceae
Exons: 3
Coding region: 1-723 (240 amino acids)
Source: RefSeq, a predicted model, not a curated record